Hemiscyllium ocellatum (epaulette shark) is the source of this 1374-nucleotide messenger RNA. RefSeq names its product inorganic pyrophosphatase-like. Gene Ontology annotation, molecular function: inorganic diphosphate phosphatase activity; magnesium ion binding. The record is from RefSeq and is a predicted model, not a curated record. NCBI's taxonomy places the organism in Eukaryota, Metazoa, Chordata, Chondrichthyes, Orectolobiformes, Hemiscylliidae. Gene Ontology annotation, biological process: phosphate-containing compound metabolic process. Gene Ontology annotation, cellular component: cytoplasm. The coding region runs from base 63 to 1034 and encodes 323 amino acids. The transcript has 11 exons.
GCUGAGCGCUCAGGCUCUUCCCCCACUGCCCGGUAACACACAUUACACUGUCCGCGAGGGAGAUGCGUAUUGUCCUCCGCCUGGCUCAGACCGCCCGAUGGCUGUUCGGUUGGAGAAGACGAUCGGAAGCUGAGGAUCUGCUCCGCCACUACGCAAGGACGAUGCGCCGCAGCUACGGGAAGGAGGAGCGGGGCCAGCCGUGGACACCGAGUUACGGACUUUACCUCAAGAAUUCUGAGGGUAAAUACAUUUCUCCUUUUCAUGAUAUUCCACUUUACGCAGUAGGUGACAAGGCUUUGUUUAAUAUGGUUGUAGAGGUGCCUCGUUGGACCAAUGCAAAAAUGGAGAUUGCUACAAAUGUUCCCCUGAACCCAAUCAAGCAAGAUGUGAAAAAGGAUAAAAUGCGUUACGUAGCAAAUAUCUUUCCUCACAAAGGUUAUAUCUGGAACUAUGGAGCAUUGCCACAGACUUGGGAAGACCCCUUCCACAAGGAUCCCUGUACAGACUGUGGUGGUGAUAAUGAUCCGAUCGAUGUCUGUGACAUUGGAUCGAGGGUGUGUUCUUGUGGUGAUGUUAUUCAAGUAAAAGUCUUGGGAGCUUUGGCUCUUGUUGAUGAAGGAGAAAUGGACUGGAAAAUUAUUGCUAUCAACCUCGAAGACCCUGAAGCGCAGAUGUUUAAUGACAUUGACGACGUCCGAAAAUACAAACCAGGUUACUUGGAAGCCACGUUAACUUGGUUUAAAUUGUACAAGGUUCCUGACGGGAAGCCAGAAAACCAGUUGGGUUUCAAUGGAGAAUUUAAAGACCGGAAUUUUGCUCUUGGAGUGAUUAAGUCUACUCAUCAAUACUGGCAAUCAUUAAUCUGCAAGAAGGCUGAUGGAGGUAGCAUUAGUUGCAAAAAUGUGACAAUCCACAAUAGCCCUUUCUAUUGUAGUCACAAAGAAGCAGAAACAAUUGUACUUUCAGCACCAGGAUAUGUCAAGCCAAACAGUAUCCCAGACGAAGUGAACAGGUGGUACUUUCUUGGCAAGUGAAUGUUGGUCGCAUCACCACGUGACAGAACAAAUUCUGUUUGCUUCUGAAAACUGAAAAUCCGAAUUGUCUAAAGUCAGCAAUGCCUGAAACAGAUCAGCGAUAUAGACCACAGAAUCGUCAAGGGGAAGCCCUGAUUGGCAGUCACCCAUUAAUGAAUGGUUGAUGAUUGAGCACUGCACCUGUACAAACUGUUCAGGGAGGUAUUACCCAGUUUGUAUGUGGAUUCUAUUUGUAAUUAAUUGAUUUCAUACAGUUUCAUACGGCCAAACUGUGAUGUAAUUAUUUUUCUUAUGUUAUUGGCCCUGCAUUUCUCUAUGAUAGUGUACAUUGUAACUGAUA